AUGCAAUUUGAUGAUGAUGACGAUGAUCCGUUGCAAUCUUCUACGGAGGUUGAGGGAAUGAGAACGGAGGCCUUCUUUGAUAGUUUUGGGAAGCAUUGGUGUACCCCAGUCAAAAUACCACACCUAGGUUCUAGUGCUCGGGCCCUUGAUUUCUGCUCAAGUGGACCAUUUUUCGGCUUUGAUGAUGAUGACGAUGAUCCGCUGCAAUCUUCCACGGAAGUUGAGGGAAUGAGAACAGAUGCCUUCUUUGAUAGUUUUGGGAAGCAUUGGUGUGCCCUGUUUGUGGGGUCUCUCUCAUAG
Messenger RNA from Prunus armeniaca (apricot), 300 nucleotides. The record is from the annotation of a GenBank genome assembly. Lineage: Eukaryota; Viridiplantae; Streptophyta; Magnoliopsida; Rosales; Rosaceae.